Parathielavia appendiculata is the source of this 1659-nucleotide messenger RNA. Its product is annotated as DnaJ-domain-containing protein. Bases 1 to 1659 code for a protein of 552 amino acids. Gene Ontology annotation, cellular component: cytoplasm. Gene Ontology annotation, molecular function: nucleic acid binding; zinc ion binding. The record is from RefSeq and is a predicted model, not a curated record. Lineage: Eukaryota; Fungi; Ascomycota; Sordariomycetes; Sordariales; Chaetomiaceae. The transcript has 3 exons.
AUGGGAGCUGAGCAGUCGGCCCCUCGGGGACGUGGCAACCAGGCCCCGGUUGUGCGCAAGACAUGCUACUACGAAGUACUCGGGGUAGAUCGGCAGGCACCCGACGAGGAUAUCCGCCGAGCAUACAAGAAGAAAGCCUUGGAGCUGCACCCAGACCGCAAUUACAACGACACCGAGAACGCAACCAAGCGGUUCGCCGAACUGCAAACGGCCUACGAGAUCCUCUCCGACCCCCAAGAGCGUGCCUGGUACGACUCGCAUCGCGAUGCUAUCCUCAACGGUGAGGACGACGUUGCGGGCCCCGCGCCCACUGACCAGUCCGGGAGUGGCCACACCUCAGCCAAUGCCAUUUUCGCCCUGAUGAGCCGCUUCAACUCGAGCGUGCCCAUGGACGAUAGCCCGAGAGGCUUCUUUGGAAUUCUCAAUGACUUUUUCGACCAGCUGGCCGCCGAAGAAACCGCUGCGUGCGAGUGGCUCGGUAUUACGCCGACCGAGUACCCGCCGUUUGGUCACGCCAGGGACGAGUACAAUCCGCUGGCCAAGCGCUUCUAUACCGUGUGGUCAGCCUUCGCGACAAGGAAGACGUUCAGUUGGAUGGACAAAUACCGUCUCUCAGAUGCCCCUGAUCGUCGGGUUCGCCGCCUAAUGGAGAAGGAGAACAAGAAAUUCCGCGACGAAGGAAUCCGCGAGUUCAACGAUGCUGUCCUGUCCCUGGUUGCUUUUGUCAAGAAGCGAGACCCCCGCUAUGUGCCCAACACGCAGUCUGAGGCUGAAAGGCAGCAGGUUUUGAGGAAUUCAGCCGCUGCCCAAGCCGCACGGUCAAGGGCCGCGUACCAGGAGAAACUCGCCGAGUACGUCGUGCCGGAGUGGGCGCAGUUUCGGGACGAGGAGGAACACAACGGCCAAUUCUCCGAGUUUUCCAUGUCGGAAGAAGAAGACGAAGUCGAGCUGCUGGAAUGUGUCGUGUGCAACAAGACCUUCAAGAGCGAGAAGCAGUUUGAAGCCCACGAGAAGAGCAAGAAGCACAUCAAGGCCGUGCAGCAGCUACAGCGGCAGAUGAGAAGGGAAAACGCCAAUCUUGAUCUCGACGACCCGAAGCCCGAUCUUCCGCCGUUACCCACCGGCCACGAAGGGCAGCUUGAGGAGCAGCUGCCGGGGAAUCAGGAGGGAGACUUGACACUUGAUCCUGCUGACGGAGCCCUUCAAACGGAAAACUUCCAGGAGGGAAACAGUGAGGCCCCAAUAUCAGCUGGUCGGGAAUAUACAGACAAAGGCACACCGUCCCAAUCAGAACCAGAAGACGACGAAUAUGCGCCCCGAUCAGCGGUUGAGAACCGUAUAUUGAACGGCGGAUCCAAUGGACAAACGCAUGCGAAGCCUGGCAACACGCCCGCAGCCUCGGAUUCUGUAGCUGCCCGCCUGGACGACUUAAGUCUCAACAGUGAACAGACUCAAGCCAAAAAGAUCGGCAAGGCCAAGCUGAAACGGGAAAAGAAGGCUGCUCGACAGGAGGCGCAGCCCCCGGCGUCUCAUAUAUGCGCCGUUUGCAAAAAAACCUUCACGUCCCGAACCAAACUAUUUGACCAUAUCAAGGACCUUGACCACGCCGCCCUUGUGCCUGUUUCCAGCGCUAAGGCGGGCAAGAAGAAGCGGCGGUGA